Cinara cedri is the source of this 2425-nucleotide messenger RNA. The record is from the annotation of a GenBank genome assembly. Lineage: Eukaryota; Metazoa; Arthropoda; Insecta; Hemiptera; Aphididae.
AAAAAAAAAAUUAAAAUUUUUAAAAUUCCAAGUAAAUUGAUAAAAGGUAAAAACUAUAAUUUAUAAAAUAUACCUGCAAUAUUUAACUUUGUGUCUUUAUCUAGUCCAAUUCAUUCAUCCAAUUUCUUGUUCAUGGCCAUAAUAGGUUUCCCAAAAUUUAAUUUGAACUGUCUCUACAAUCUGUAAUUGUAAGUUUGAUCAUAGAUGGACAUGUUCAAUCUAUUUUAUUAGUUCCUAUAGAUUUUGUCUCUUUGCUUUUUCAAUUCAUUUUUGGUUUUUCCAUUGUUAAACUCUAUGACAAUAAUAAUAUUGCUUUAUACAGCCAUUAAUUAAUUUUGUUGCUGCUCUAUCAAUUAUAAAUGUUGAAAAUAUUUUUCCUCCAUCUCCAUUUUCCAUUUCUCCAAUUCUAUGUUAAUUUAAAUGUAAUAUAAAUAUGUAAUUAUGAAUCAAAGUAGUUUUAUUAAUUAUUGAUAGAAUAUUAUUAAUUUAUAUUUGUUCAUAAAAGUAUUACCUGCAAUAGAACUCAUUUCUUUUUCUUCUAUCGUAAUGUUAUGUUUUUCAAACAGGCGAAUCCUUAAUUUUGAAAAUUUAAAUAAUGGUUCCAUCGUACUCGUUAUAAGGACAAAUAAUUUUUGUUUCUUUUUUAUCAUAACCAUUUUUAUUUUAAUUUUAAUAUAAGUAGGCAUCUAAAGUUCUUUGAACUUUAAAUGUUUUUUCACAAACUGUAUAAAUAAAAUUAUUUACAGCCAAAGAAUCACUGAUGUGUAUAUUCCUUAUGUGUGCAUACAGAUUUUUUUUUGUGUAAAGUUUAUAUUACAAAUUGAAUAUUUUAUUUCAGAUGUAUUAGAUGACAUGAUGUUGAUAUGUCAAGAUAUAAACAAAAAUAAAAUGCUUAAUGAAAAUCACAAUAAGUAGGUAUAAAAAUAAUAUGAAGAGCAUAAAAAAUGAUUAGGUCAGCAACAUUGGCUGGAGAUUAAUAAUUUAUUUUUAGAAUAUUUAUAACUAGAAAAUGUCUUAGUAUUAUGUAUUAUUUUUAAUUUUGACAUUUUCUUAACAUUUUUACCUCAAAAUUCUCUUUACAUCUUCUUAACAUUAAAACAGUUGUAUAAUAAAUUAUCAAUCACUAAAGUGUAUAUGGAUUAAAUAAUACAAGGAGGGAAAAUAGAGGUAAUUGAAGAUUAAUAAGAGAAUCUAAAUUUAGAAAUAUUGUUUUACCAAUAAUUUUUAAUAUACUAGUAUUAUCAUUAAUUUAAGUAUUAGUUUUAAUUUUAAUUAAUAUAAACUAUAAGUAGUUUAUGCUUGUGUUUAUGAAUAAAAUAAUAAUAAUAAAUUAAAAUUAUACCUAGUUUUAAAUACAUGUUUAAAAUGUCAUAAUUAAUUAUUGUAAUAGAUUAGUAGUUUAGAAUAAUAGUUUGAAAUUUAUAAAUUAAUGUAUGAUGAUAUUUAUCAUGGAUAUUAAAAUUGAAUAAUAAAAAAAAAAGGUAAGAUAAUGGGGAUGGGUGCAGCCACUGGUGUAGGUAGAAAGUUGGGAAUGUAGGAUAUAGAUGGGAAUUUAAUGUAUAUCUGUAAGCAAAAAUAAACCACUGUUUAUUAAAAAAACGAUUCUGAGCGGAGUUCAAUCGAUAGUGAUGCUUUGUCAGUAAUAUAUAUGCCAUAUUAUUGUAAAAUAAUUUAAAAGGCUUUAUAUAUUUUCUUUAAUAAUAUUUGUUUAAUGUUGUACUAAUUUUCCCAGUUAUCCUACGAUUUUCCAAGUUUUCCCAUGUUUCAUAUUUUCCACAUUUUCUAGGAAAACUCUUGAGAAAAUCAAAUAAUGACCUUUCUAAAGUAACUUCCUAGUGAAAUUUUGUGUGGCAUAAAAGUUGUCCAAAGAAAAAAUAAAUUAUAAGAUUAUAUUUAGUAAAUUUUCUCGUUAUUUUUUCGAUUUUUCAUAUUUGAUGAGAAAACUUUAGAGAAAAUUGAAAAAUGACAUCUCAACGCCUAUUUCCUUUCAGAAAAAGUGUUACACGUAGAAUCAGAGCAAAGAAAAGUUGUGCACAAAUAAACAAAAAAAAUAAAUAUCUUUGUAAAAUUGCAAAACAACUCGGUUCAUGUCAAAUUUAAGAAAAUCUGAAUUACCAAGUGUUUUGUUUAUACUAAUUUAUUAUAAUUAUAUCACAUAGUAUAAAUUUCUUAUUUAUUUUAACUAGUUUUAGCCAUCAAAAUUAAGUAAUUUUCAUUUGUUUCUAUUUUGAACUUUGCCUCUCAUUAAUUUAUUUUGAGUCAUGUAGCUACAUUAUUUUUAUUUAUAAAUUUAAAGGCUAAAGCUAAUUAAGUAACUAUGUGUAUUCAUUUUUUUAGAAAAGGUAUUAUAGUCAUUAUGAGACCAAAGAAAAAUUCAACACUCUGUCCUGAAAAUUUUAAUAGUAAAUCUACAAUUGAAAAUUAA